AUGCAGGUGUUUGCAUGGAGAUUUCUGGAGCUGCACAUCCUUAAGAUUGUGUCUACUUGCACUAUCUGGAUUACACUUCAAGAGGUGUGUUUGAUGAACUACAUUUUCUUUAUUGUGUGGACAUUUGCUAUUCCUUAUUCUAAAUUUCGUCCCUAUGCCUCAAGAAUCUGUACAUUUUGGUCUUGUGUGAUGAUCAUCUGUAAAAUGUUAUACCAGCUGAAAUUUAUCAAGCCCUGGAAUUAUUCCUCAAACUGCACUCAGGUCAGUGAACUGUAUUUGAAUAUGACUUACCAUUCUAUCAAUGUUGAUGAGUUUUUGGAGAAAUCAUCUUUGUACGUGGCACCAAUUGACCCAGCACUCUGGAUUGGAGGACUGAUGAAGUGCAGUGACAAUAUUCUUCUUGCUCUAAAGAACCAUCUUACCAUCCUGAUUCUAAUGGCUUUAGAAGCAACAGUGUAUCGCCACCAAUAUUUUUACUGGACUCAGAACCAACUAUUACCACCUGUCACAGGUAGCCUUUUUAAUAAUAUUGCCCGGCAGAACUUGGAUGAAGGGCUACUCAACUGCAUCAAAUACUUUCUCAACUAUAGUUUUUACAAAUUUGGACUGGAGAUAUGCUUUGUGGCGGCAGUUAAUUUGAUUGGGAAACGCAUGGACCUCUAUGCACUUAUCCAUGCCAGUUGGCUGACUUACCUGUUGAGCUAUCGUGAGAGGAAAGCAAUAGCCCAAAUCUGGCCCAAAUACUGUUUCUUCCUUGCCAGCAUUGUGGCCUUUCAGUAUUUGCUUUGUAUUGGUCUCCCACCUGCUUUGUGCCAAGAUUAUCCGUGGAGAAGUUCCCACUGGUUGUUCCCUUCAAAUCUGAUUAAGUGGCUUUAUUUGCCUGAUUUUGCUGAAAGACCCAAUACUAAUUUUCUCUUGUAUGAUUUCCUCCUUCUGCUUUUUGCUUCUUUCCAAUGGCAAGUUUUUGAAGAUGAGGAUCAACCUGUAGUCAGGCUGCAAGCUGGAGAUAACUCAGAGAUUAAUCAAGAUUUGGGCCCAGCAGGGCUCAGUGAAUUCAGUCGGGUACCAAACUUUAUCUAUUGCAGAUCUUAUUUGGAUCUGAUCAAAGUGUUUAUAUUCAAAUACCUCUUCUGGAUUGCCCUUUGCCUAAUUUUUAUGACUGCAACAGCCAGGAUCAACAUCUUCUGUGUAGGCUACUUGGUUGCCUGCUUCUACUUUAUGCACUUUGGACAAAGCCUUCAUCUGAAGCCCCGCAGCGACAUUCUUAGACCAUGGGACUACUUGAUUGCCUACACUACUUUGGUUAUAACAGUAAAGAAUCUUCUUGCUGUUGGAGCAUGUGCAUACCUUAAUAAAUUACAAAUAAAUUAUUGUUGGCUAAUUCAGAUCUUUGCUAUGUAUUGCACAAUACCAGGAUAUAAUGUAGAUCCACCUAAUGAUGAGAUAUGUGAAUUGCCCAAGGAUGAAGCAGGAAUCCUGUGGGAUGCAGUAUGUUUCACAGUCUUACUGAUUCAGAGAAGAGUUUUUAUGAGCUACUAUUAUCUCUAUAUUGUGACUGAUCUCAAGACUACAGAUUUCUUAGCCUCCAGGGCGGCUGAGAUGUUUGAGUUGAAGCUGAAAAAAAGGGUGAAUUCUCGGAUGGAAGAAAAUAGAAAAUCAAUGGAAAUCAUGAAAAAGCAGAUGGACCUGAUUAAACCAAAAUUUAAAAACCAAAGCUCCUGCAAAGUAUUAGAAACAGAGUCUGAUCAGAAAUUGGAUGAGGAGGAUCCAGGAGAUGAUAUCAGCAAGAUGGAAAAAGGGAAUAAAAAGAAUUGGUGGCAGCCGUGGGUGACACAUAAUUCAGUGGUUCGAAGUGGGAGCUAUUACCUUUUUGAUACAGAUAGUGAAGAUGAAGAAGAAGAACAUGAACACUCUGAAAAGAGCAAAAAAGAAUUAUUUAAAAAGAAAACAGCAUGGCAGCUUGCAUAUGAAGCCUGGAUGAGCAAUGCAAAAUCAGCUCUAAAUAUGAGAGAGCAAGAUGAAAUUAGAAGUCAAAGAAAUAAAAAGAAGGAGGAAUGGAAAAAUGAGCAAUUACGAGGGGUUGAAAGAGCUAAUGUCAGUUUGGAAUCCUCUGAUGAAAAUAUAGAGAUACUGGCUUCUGAAGAGGACUUGGAUAAGUCAGAAAGUAUUGUGCAAAGAAUAAUCAACAUUAUUAAGCUUAUCUCCAUCUUGAUGCGUGCAUUGAUGGAUGGUAUUAUAGAAGCCCUUAAUUCCCUCGUUAAAGAUAAUUUGGACAUUGCUGAUGCAUUGAGAUUCGAAAAAUAUAUUCUUUGGCAACAGGUGAACAAGGGAAAUGAGGUUUCAGCAGAUAUGGUUCUACAGCAUUACAGAUUUGAGAAUAAUCAGCCAGUUUACAGCGAAUAUAAAGCCAAAGUAAUAGGAACUGAGGAAAGCCAAGGCAAGGUAUCUGAAUCUUCACCGACUGAGAAUACUGAGCCUUUAUCUGUGCAAUUCAGGAAAUCCAGUGAAACUGACAAAGAUGUAAUGGGGAGUGAGAAGAUAGAAGUGGGAAAUGAAAAAGAAGCCCUCUCCCAAAGAUUCACUCUGAUCACUUCCUGGGCAGAACCUGCCGUUCUUUCCAUCUCUCCAUCAGAAAUUCAAGAGUGUGCAGAUUCCUUGUUCACUAGAAGUCCAAAAGCCAACAAGCCAUUAGAUGAAAUAUCUCCUAUGAUGACAACCACUGAGCUGGUGCUUAACAGCAUUCUUCAUGACAAUGAACUGGAACAGUCAGAUACAUUUUACCAGUGCCUUCCUUGCCUCUUGAAGCUGGGAGUUGCUUUGUACCAUGUUAUGAUCUCUUCAUCAGAAAUGCUUUGUUAUUUUGUUAUCAUUGUCAACCACAUGGUUUCUGCUUCCAUUCUUACUUUGGUUCUCUCCAUCUUGAUAUUCCUGUGGCCUAUGUUGUCCUUUCCAAGGCCUACCAAAUUCUUCUGGAUGACGGCAAUCAUUUACACUGAGAUAAUGAUUGUGAUCAAAUGUAUUUCCCAAUUUGGAUUCUUUCCUUGGUCUUCUAAGCUAUAUUGCAGUAUCAGUGCAGAAGCACCAUUUGCCUUGCCAAAUAUAAUUGGGAUUGAGAAGAAAGAUGGAUAUGCACAAUAUGAUCUGGUGCAGCUCCUAGCCUUGUUCUUGCACAGCGUGCUUUGGAUUUAUCGGCCUAUCAAGCAGUUCUUCUAUGACAUCAUUUAUCCUGAGAGCAGCCCAGUCCGUGAUAUCUAUGUUUUCAUCUUCAUUGCUGAUGUGAUUAAUUUUAUUAUUACCAUCUUUGGAUAUGGGGCAUUUGGGAGGCAUUCAGAGGAUGAUAUAGCAGAAUCCCUUUUGGAAGAUGAAGUCCCUGGACCUUGGCUUGUGAUACUCUUGAUACAGUUUGGCACCAUAAUAAUUGAUAGGGCACUCUACUUAAGAAAGAACACGUUUGGGAAGUGUGUUUUCCAAAUGAUCUUGGUCUUUGGCGUUCAUAUUUGGAUGUGUUUCAUUUUGCCACAAGUAACACAAAGGAGAUUUAACAGGAAUAGAUUGGCUCAGCUGUGGUAUUUGGUCAAGUGCAUUUAUUUUGGUUUGUCCGCAUAUCAGAUCAAAUGUGGCUACCCAAAUCGGACCACGGGCCACUUUUUAACCAAGAAUUACAACUAUAUAAACCUCCAUUUGUUUCAAGGAUUCCGCAUACUACCUUUCUUGAUUGAGCUGAAGGCUACUAUGGACUGGGUCUGGACUGAUUCUACACUCAGCCUGUCCAGUUGGAUCUGCCUAGAGGAUAUUUAUGCAAAUAUUUUCAUUCUAAAAUGUCAGAGAGAGUGUGAAAAAAAAUAUCCCCAACCUCCUGGGCAGAAGAAGAAACCAAUUAUGAAAUAUGGGAUGGGUGGCUUCACUAUCUUCUUACUUGUCUUCAUUGUAUGGUUUCCACUUCUUCUUAUGUCAUUGAAAUCUGUGGCAGGUGUCACCAACCAGCCUCUGGAUGUUUCUGUCAAAAUUACCAUCAGUGGUUAUGAGUCCUUGUUCACUAUGAGUGCUCAGCAACAAAAUCUGGUUCCUUUCACUCAUGCAGUAUAUAAUCAAUUCACUGCUCAAUAUGCUCUCUAUCCUUCUGCCUCAUACUUUAUAGAUCGCUAUAGCCCAGAGGACAUUGUAAUUGCUAAAAUAAAAGGCAAUGCCAGCCUGCUUUGGAGCAUCAGUCCAGGGAAUCGAAAAGCUAUGAUCACAGAGCUCUCUAAUUCCUCUGCAGUGUAUGUCAACUUUCACUGGACUCUUACCAGGAAUGCUUCUCUUGUGACGAAUACUGAAGCAUCUGGUGUACGUACUGUGCGAUAUGGAGAGAAGGAAAUAAGGGACCAAAUCGUUCACAUGCUCUCUGGGACUCGGACUGAACCAAUAAUUCCCCAGUCAGAACCCAGGUCUUUGCUCCCUGUAUUACAAGACGUAAAUAGAAUUAAUAUCAGCACAGGCAUGUGUUUUGUUAUGAGGAAGAAAGUGCGGGAAGCAGAGACUAACUUGUUUUCAACAGUUCAUUCCCAGAAGUUAGAAGACAUUGAUGCGAUGGCCUUCUUCAGAAAUAUAACCAUAAAGCUGCAGCGUUUGCCAGACAAGGAGUCUUCAAGUCAUGUUUCUGAAUGGUGGAUUGUUAAAGAGCAGAAGCCUCUCUGUUUGGAUAACAGAUGCAGCAAGAAUAUGGAGAUUAUAAUUUGUAACGAUAAAGUUAGUCCUUCUGGUCUGGGAUUCGUCACUGCAUAUGGCAUUGCCGGUCUCUAUAUGUCAUUUGUUUUGGUUAUUGGGAAAUUCAUCCGAGAGUAUUUCAAUGGCCUCUCGCGUUCCAUCAUGUUCGAAGAGCUGCCCAAUGUGGACCGCAUCCUGAAACUGUGCACAGAAAUCUUCUUGGCCAGAGAGGCUGGAGAAUUGGAGCUAGAAGAGCAGCUUUUUGCUAAACUCAUCUUUCUGUACAGAUCACCUGAAACGAUGAUCAAAUGGACCAGAGAACGCAAGGAAAAAUAA
Molecule: messenger RNA, 5022 nt
Organism: Thamnophis sirtalis
Lineage: Eukaryota; Metazoa; Chordata; Lepidosauria; Squamata; Natricidae
Source: RefSeq, a predicted model, not a curated record